CGACCCUCGACGGCGUGGCUGGUUCUUGCCUAUUCCCUCUGCCUUGUGUACAUUUAUCACGCGUAAUUUCAUUCUAGUCUAGCUCAGACAUCCGGUUUCGAACACCAUGAACUCGCUAUAUACCCUUGGAGUACGCCAAACAAACUCCAUACAGGCGGACUUGGAACGGUUACGGACUGGCGACAAAUCUGCUGCUUUGUUAGGGCAGAUAUCUGCGUCGCUGGCUGCCAUGCAUCGAACAGUGGAUGACUAUGAUUCCAUGGCGAAGAGGGAAAUCAUCAAGGCGAAACAGGAGAAGGCCAUGAUGCGUGUCCAGAAAUUUCGGGCCGACUAUUCAGAGUUCCGAGCGCAAUUCGAAAAGUUUAAGACCGAGCAAGAAGCGACGGCGCGCUUGGAACUGCUUUCGGCGUCAUCAUCAUCCACGACACCGCUUUCUGCGGGAAUGGCACGACAACGAUUCAUGGCGAAUCAACACUCAAAUGCGAGUGAUGUCUCCGAGUCCCCUUUUCGAAACCCGUCCGCGAUGCCAAUGUCCGACAUGCGCGAGCAACACGCUCUUCACGAACAUAGCUUCAUACAGAAUACCGAGACUCGAUUGGACGACUUCAUCGCGCAAGGGCGCGCGGUGCUUGACGACCUCGUAGAACAGCGGACAGUCUUGAAAGGGACACAGCGGCGUCUGUUGGAUGCUGCGAACACGCUGGGCCUGAGUAGGGAUGUAAUUGGAUGGAUUGAGCGAAGAAGUACACAGGACAUGUAUAUCUUCCUUGCUGGCGCGAUCUUCACAUUCGUUUGUUUCUACCUGAUAUGGAGGUACCUGGGGUAAGGUAAUGGGAGUUUCGAGCUUUCUGAGAUGGACCUCUGCAUGUGGCUAUGUUAUUACCCUAUUAGCUCUGUCUCCGACCGACAUUGUUCUUUCUGUUACCCGAUGGGUCUGAGUCAAUACAGCCUUGAAUAUUGUCGCGGUACCGGGUCCGUGUCACAGUCAUUGUCAGCACGCAAGUAGAUAAAUAUCGUAUUGGGC
This is a messenger RNA of Fomitopsis serialis, 1024 nucleotides long. Its product is annotated as V-snare-domain-containing protein. Gene Ontology annotation, biological process: endoplasmic reticulum to Golgi vesicle-mediated transport; vesicle fusion. Lineage: Eukaryota; Fungi; Basidiomycota; Agaricomycetes; Polyporales; Fomitopsidaceae. The coding region runs from base 107 to 826 and encodes 239 amino acids. Gene Ontology annotation, cellular component: endoplasmic reticulum membrane; SNARE complex; late endosome membrane. Gene Ontology annotation, molecular function: SNARE binding; SNAP receptor activity. The transcript is spliced from 5 exons. The record is from RefSeq and is a predicted model, not a curated record.